AUGAUUUAUACCUGGGACGGGAUCCUGCUUGAUCCUCCACCUCUUGUUGUGGAUGAUCUCCGCGAAACCAUCGGACUUGAACCCUGUAACAAACGACGCAGUCGUACUCACAUUUCUACACGGUUUGGUCAUGUUGUCAAUAUUGAAGACUCGUUCCCCGAGGAAGAUACCACCUGGCGCCCUGACCACAGAGAAACCCCUUUGGAGCACAGUAUUCGUACUAAACGGUUCCUGACUCGGCUGUUCGACUCGGACUGGCAUUCACCAACUCCUGACGACUACGUUUCGGUGACUUCUCACAUGGGAACGAUCAACUCGUUCCUACUGGUCAUUAAUCACCGGCCAUUCACUGUACUUCCCGGUGGUAUGAUCCCUGUGAUAAUUCGUGCUGACAGGGUGUAA
Sugiyamaella lignohabitans is the source of this 402-nucleotide messenger RNA. RefSeq names its product Pmu1p (gene PMU1). The record is from RefSeq and is a predicted model, not a curated record. Lineage: Eukaryota; Fungi; Ascomycota; Dipodascomycetes; Dipodascales; Trichomonascaceae. The transcript has a single exon. Bases 1 to 402 code for a protein of 133 amino acids.